AUGAACAAGGGAACUGUAUUACCUGUCGAAAUUUCACCUCAAUUGUUGAGGCCUUUAGCGUAUAGGGUUCUGUCGAAGAAGUAUGGCCUAAAUAUUAAAUCUGAUGGGCUUACAGUGUUAGCAAAAUUCAUCGGGAGGACAUUUGGAAUUGAUUGGCGAAAAAGUCCAGAUACUAUGAAGUUUUUAGAAAAGUUUGCUACUGUUUGGCGAGAGCAGGAGCGUGGCAUAUUCGUUGAUGGGGAAGGAUCCGAAGAAGUUACCAGAGAGUUGAUUGAGCGGAGUAAGGCUACAAAAGAGCGCUCAAAACAAGUUAUUAAACAAGCUGGAGGACAAGUGGUUAAUAAUAAGACAUUAGAUGCAUAUAUAAAGGAUAAGUCUCGAGCUCAAGGAUUGCAGAUGGCAAGCGAUGGAGAGAAAGACAACGAUGAAGUUGACCUAUCCUCACAGGUUGCUCUUUCUGAGGGUUCGCGAUCAACCUCCCCUGUCCUAGAAGCUAAGAGAAUGCAAGGUGUUCCAGCUAUUGACGACGAUCCCGAAAAUCUCAAUAUACUCGACGAAGACAUUUAUGGGACUUCCAGCGAUGAAUUACAGUGGACGGAUUAUUUCAAAGUCAUCAAUUGUUUUACCCAACAGCGAUUUACAUAUGAUGCCAGCAAAAAGCGGUACAGAUUUAUACGCACGAAGGUGCCUCCUGAUGCUUCGGGAAACCCCUCUGUGACUAGAAUCAAGGUUCCAAGUGUUCAAUCUAAUAUAUCAUUAUUCCAGACGCGUUAUCAUAUUGUCAAAGACAGGGUUUUACGAAACCCACAAUUCCAAAACGAUGAUAAAUAUAACCCGUUAUUCUCAAUGUCACAGUUAGAGAAUCAAUUGAAGGGGAAUGCAGCUGAUAUCAGCUCUAACAUGUACAUUUCAAUCACACAGAUAAAAAAUUUGUUGGGGCGGAACGGAAAGAACUUUCUACUUCUUGGUCUAAUAAGAAAGAAUUCUAAAGACGUAUGGUCACUAGAGGAUCCUUCAGGAACAGUAGAAUUGGAUAUUUCUGAGGCUUUACCGACGAAAGGCUUAUUCUAUGUUCCAGGUUUCAUUGUUUUAGUGGAAGGUAUUUAUUAUUCCGUCGGGAACAAGUUUCGAGUGUCCUCUAUAACUCACCCUCCAGGAGAAAGAAGGGAAGAAACGUUAGAAGCAAUUGGAAACUUAGAUCUAUUGGGCAUACAUGGUCCCUCAAACGAACAUUAUGUUGCAAGACUAGAUAAGGAAUUAAAAAUUAGGCUACAUUUAUUGGAACGGGAGUUGACUGACCAUAGGUUUGUAUUUUUAGGCGGGAACAUAUACCUUGAUGAAAUUUCUACCUUUGGAGCGUUAAAGAAGGUUUUCAACCGGCUGGAAGAAGAUCCUCCUACUGUUGUCGUGUUAUGUGGGUCUUUUUCUUCCACUCCACUUCAUCCUUCUAUGAACAGUAGAAAUGUUACAGCAGUACAUGCCUACAGGAAUAAUUUCGAUACACUAGCGGCCCUUCUUUCAGAAUAUGAGAAUUUAAUUAAUGAAACGACGUUUAUUUUUGUCCCAGGAGGUAACGAUCCUUGGAGUUCAAUGGUUAGUAUGGGGGUCGCUGGUACACUCCCGCAGAAACCAAUUCCAGGGACUUUUACAGGUAAAAUAAACAGAAUUUGUAAGAAGAUAAUUUGGGCAUCCAAUCCAACCAGGAUAGCAUACUUGUCACAAGAAAUUGUGAUAUCCAGGGAUGACAUAACUGCCAGAUUUAAGCGUAAUAACAUCAUUUUCCCUACUGUUGAAGAAGAACAGCGCGCAGAAUACUUAUCACUUCAAAGGGAACUGCAGGCUGAAAAUCAGGAUCCUGAUUUAUCUAUUAGUCAAAUGAUUAAGUCAAGGGAUCAGCUACCAGCAACUGUCCAGGAAUCACGGAAGAUUAUCAAAACAAUUCUCGAUCAGCAACAUUUAUCGCCCUUCACUGCACAGCUUCGACCAAUUGUAUGGGACCUUGAUUACACGCUGCAGCUAACGCCGAUUCCCUCAACCCUGGUAAUUUGCGACAAUACUGCACCAAAUUUUGAAGCAACGUACAACGGUUGCAAAACCAUAAACCCAGGCGCUUUUAUACACAAAAGAACCGCAAGGUACAUGGAGUUUAUUCCCUCAACAAGAAAAGUCAUCGAAGAGGAAGUAAUAUUCUAA
Molecule: messenger RNA, 2193 nt
Organism: Eremothecium sinecaudum
Lineage: Eukaryota; Fungi; Ascomycota; Saccharomycetes; Saccharomycetales; Saccharomycetaceae
Gene: DPB2
Product: DNA polymerase epsilon noncatalytic subunit
Exons: 1
Coding region: 1-2193 (730 amino acids)
Biological process (GO): DNA-templated DNA replication; error-prone translesion synthesis
Cellular component (GO): epsilon DNA polymerase complex
Molecular function (GO): DNA binding
Source: RefSeq, a predicted model, not a curated record